AGGCCACGGCGGUGUCCACGCAGCCGAGCUUCUCCAUGCGCGCCAAGCUGGUGGACCCCUCGGCCAAGGAGGCGCGGCCCGAGCCGGGGGCGUACACCAUCGGCGGGUCGACGACGCACAGGGGGAGGAUGGACGCGCCGAGCUGGACAAUCGGCGCGGGUGCCGGGAGGCAGAAUGGCAUCCCCAAGCCGGCGACCCAGCCGGGGCCAGGGGAGUACUCCCUGCCGAGCAGCCUGCUUCCGAACCCGACCAUGAAGCGGGACGGGCAGGUCCCGUUCCUCACGGCCAAGCGGCGGCCCCUGCAUGAGGCCGGCACGAGCGACGUCGCCCCGCACGACUACCAGACGGCCAAGGGUGGGCAGGAGACCGGGCGGCCCGUGGUCAGCCAGGCGCCCGCGUACUCCAUGCGCGCCAAGCUGGCCGACCCCGCUGACAGGCAGAAGAAGCCGGACUGCGUCACGUACACGGUGAAGGACGGCGUCACCCACAAAGGCCCUGUGAAGGGACCCAGCUGGACCGUGUCUCCCGCCGGGCGGGCUUCUGGCAUGCCGAAGGCCAAGGAUCCUGGGCCCGGCCCCGGCGAGUACUCUGUGCCGACCACUUUCGAGGGCAAGCAUCCGCUGUUCCCCUCGUGCGCCUCGGCCGCCAGGGCGGAGACGAAGAGGUGCGACCCCGACGACACCCCAGUGCUGUACCCAGACCGGCACUACUGAGGGUGGCGCUACACCGUGAGAGCAGCAGGAAGAGGAGACCGAGGAGGAUG
Messenger RNA from Prorocentrum cordatum, 763 nucleotides. Lineage: Eukaryota; Dinophyceae; Prorocentrales; Prorocentraceae. The record is from the annotation of a GenBank genome assembly.